GCGUGAUGCACAUGUAGGAACUGCCAAGCAAACACCCACGCUGCUGUGCUGUGGCGCGACGGACACACACAGACAGAACAGACAGACAGGGACGGGGAAGCUCGUGGAUUAGGCCAAUGGGCGCGCUCCAGCUGAUGCCGCUGCUCCUGGCCUUGCUCGCCGCCGCGGCGAGGGCGGUCACCGCGGCGGGGGCCGGGCCGCGUCCGAGCGAGGUCGCCGUGGGCGCGCUCUUCACCUACGACUCCGUCAUUGGCCGCGCGGCGCGGCUCGCCAUCGAGCUCGCCGUCGACGACGUCAACGCGGACCGCACGGUGCUCGCCGGCACCCGGCUCAGCCUCAUCGCGCAGGACACCAACUGCAGCGGCUUCGUCGGGACCAUCGAAGCAUUGGAGCUAAUGGAGAAAAAUGUAGUUGCUGUUAUUGGCCCACAGUCAUCUGGUAUAGGCCAUGUCAUCUCCCAUGUUGUUAACGAGCUACAUGUUCCUCUUCUAUCAUUUGCGGCCACUGAUCCAACGCUUUCCGCGUCAGAGUAUCCUUACUUCAUAAGGACAACCAUAAAUGACCUCUUCCAAAUGAAUGCUGUUGCCAGCAUUGUUGAUUACUAUCAGUGGAAAGAGGUGACUGCUAUAUUUGUUGAUGAUGAUUAUGGACGCGGCGGCGUGUCAGCCCUCGGCGACGCACUUGCAGCAAAGAGGGCGAAGAUUUCACAUAAAGCAGCCAUUCCUCCGAACUCAAACACAGAGGUGAUCAAUGAUGUGUUGUUCAGAGCAAAUAUGAUGGAAUCAAGGGUCAUGGUUGUGCAUGCCAAUCCUGACACAGGGAUGAGGAUAUUUUCUGUUGCCAACAAGCUCCAGAUGAUGGCCAAUGGCUAUGUCUGGAUAGUAACUGACUGGCUAGCCGCUGUCCUGGAUUCCUCGGCGUCUGGAGAUCUUAAAGAUAUGAGUCAUAUUCAGGGACUGAUUGUUCUUCGUCAGCACACUCCUGAAUCUGAUGCCAAGGACAAGUUCAUAACCAAAUGGAACAAUGCUGCUCGUAGCAGAGGCAUUACUUCUGGUUUGAAUUCAUAUGGUUUCUAUGCAUACGACUCGGUCUGGGCUGUUGCUCGCGGCAUCGAUAAAUUUCUUGAUAAUGGGCAGCAGGUCAACUUCUCUACAGAUCCAAAGCUGCACAGUUCAAAUGAUAGUACUUUGCAGCUGUCAACUCUCAAGGUAUUUGAUGGUGGUGAGCAAAUGCUGCAGCAGCUUCUGCUCACGAAUUUCACGGGCCUAACUGGUCCGGUCCGAUUUAAUUCGGACCGCAAUCUGGUACGCCCAGCGUAUGAUAUCCUUAAUGUGGGUGGUUCUGGCUCCCGGUUGAUUGGCUACUGGUCCAACUACUCAGACCUCUCUGUGGCUGCUCCUGAAACUUUGUAUCAGAAGCCACCGAAUGCUUCUUCAGUUGCCCAACGGCUCUACAAUGUCGUCUGGCCGGGUGAUUCCACCACUACACCUAAGGGGUGGGUUUUCCCGAACAAUGGUCAGCCUCUGCGCGUCGGUGUUCCGAUCAAGGCGAGCUUCAAGGAGUUAGUGGCAGGUGACAGGGGCUCUGAUCAUGUGACUGGCUAUUGCGUCGACAUAUUCAACGCGGCUAUCAAACUGCUUCCUUACCCGGUUCCUUGCCAGUUCAUAACAAUCGGGGAUGGUAGAAAGAACCCUAACUACGACGACAUUAUUAGUAUGGUUGCUGACAAUUCCCUUGAUGCAGCUGUAGGAGACUUUGCUAUUGUGAGAAACAGAACAAAGAUGGCAGAAUUCACACAGCCUUAUAUUGAGUCAGGGCUUGUGAUAGUAGCGCCGGUGCAAAGAGCAGCUUCGAGUGCCUGGGCUUUCCUGAAACCCUUCACGCUGGAGAUGUGGUGUGUAACAGGCGCUCUUUUUAUUUUCGUGGGGAUAGUUGUUUGGAUUCUUGAACAUCGGACCAAUGAGGAGUUUCGAGGCUCUCCGCGGAGACAAAUUAUAACAAUAAUUUGGUUUAGCUUCUCAACAAUGUUCUUCUCACACAGGCAGAACACCGGGAGCGCGCUUGGGCGGUUCGUGUUGAUCAUAUGGUUGUUCGUUGUGCUGAUAAUCAAUUCGAGCUAUACUGCUAGCUUGACGUCAAUCCUCACAGUCCAACAGCUAUCCACAGGAAUAACCGGGAUCGACAAUCUGAUUUCAAGUGGUUUACCUAUUGGAUACCAGGCUGGAAAAUUCACCAAAAACUACCUGGUCGAAGAGCUCAGUAUUCCGGAGUCUCGCUUAGUAGCGCUAAAUACGAUUAAGGAGUAUGCCGACGCCCUUACACGUGGGUCAGAAGACGGUGGUGUCGCUGCAAUCGUCGAUGAGAUGCCAUAUGUUGAGAUCUUCCUGUCAUACCACUGCGAUUUCAGAAUAGUGGGACGGGAGUUCACAAAGGAGGGAUGGGGCUUUGCAUUCCAGAGAGACUCCCCCCUCGCCGCGGACUUAUCGACGGCCAUCCUUCAACUUUCAGAGAGUGGCCAGCUCCAGAGGAUCCACGACGAGUGGUUCACGAGGCCGAGCUGCUCCUCUGAUGACAGUGAGGUGGCAGCAACCAGCCUUGGUCUCAGAAGCUUCUGGGGCCUUUUCCUCGUGUGCGCCCUGAUAUGCCUCUUGGCUCUGGUGGUAUUCUUCAUACGGGUUUGCUGGCAGUAUAGCCAUUACUCCAGCUCUGAAGCUGCUGCUGAACCCAGUGCAGCUGAUGUUGCCGCCACCACCGAUGCUGUCGAAAGGCAGCGAAGACCGUCACGGCUUGGCAGCUUCAGAGAGCUGAUAGAGUUUGUUGACAAGAAGGAGGCAGAAGUCAGGAGAACGAUGAAGCGGAGACCGAGUGAGAAAGAUAAGCAGCCUGCUGAAUCCUCGGAUGCUCAGCCAGUGGCUUGAGCAGAGAACGUUCUCUCUGACUUCAGUCCUUCAGCUGGCAAAACAGGGAAGGAAGCACGAUACCGGUAAUAUGUUGAAUUGAGUUCUUGCCCAAAAAGAAUAGUAUGGUGAUCUAACUUGCUAAAGGCUUUGAAAGUGAUCUAACUUGUUGUUGUAGCAUGAUCUAAGAAUCUUUUUUCUUUCAUCAAGUCAUUAGAAUCUUGUCUCCAAUGUACACAGUUUGUACUACUAAACAAUUCUCUUCCCAGCUGGCUUGUUUCUCAAGCUGUGAAAGUGGUUUAUUUCAGUUGCA
This is a messenger RNA of Hordeum vulgare subsp. vulgare (domesticated barley), 3210 nucleotides long. RefSeq names its product glutamate receptor 3.5-like. Gene Ontology annotation, cellular component: plasma membrane. The transcript is spliced from 6 exons. Lineage: Eukaryota; Viridiplantae; Streptophyta; Magnoliopsida; Poales; Poaceae. Gene Ontology annotation, molecular function: glutamate-gated receptor activity. The record is from RefSeq and is a predicted model, not a curated record. The coding region runs from base 117 to 2918 and encodes 933 amino acids.